Messenger RNA from Alternaria atra, 1965 nucleotides. RefSeq lists its product as uncharacterized. The transcript is spliced from 3 exons. NCBI's taxonomy places the organism in Eukaryota, Fungi, Ascomycota, Dothideomycetes, Pleosporales, Pleosporaceae. The record is from RefSeq and is a predicted model, not a curated record. The coding region runs from base 1 to 1965 and encodes 654 amino acids.
AUGGAUCUUUAUGUGACUCAGCUCCCAGGGCUCUCUGUAGCUACGCAUCUGGCGAGAGAGGCUGCGAGAGGCGACGAGAAUAUGCCUGACAACAAGAGCUGGCGAUUAGGUCACAGCAAGCAGCCAAAGAAGCCAACAAAAGCGCCCAACCCUCUUAAGAUCGGCAGCAACAGCCCUACAUCCCUCGAUGAUUUGAGUGAUCGCCGCCUGCCGCUCAGUUGGCGAAGACCACGGCAAGGCAGCAGACCACAGACACCUGUGGGUGCUGUACCCACAACAUCUGCCAUCGAGGACGCAGACGAUGUCCGAAGUGGGCGUUCGGAUACUCCAACACCACGUCGAGAUUCCAAACCGAAGCUCGCUCGAUACACUUCGCUUUUCGGCAACUUCAAAGAGACAGCCAAGGAGCCCGAGUUUGUAUUCUCUACGCCUUGGGGUGAAGAUGCACCGCCGCCCUUUCAGCCUCAUAUCGACCCACUCGACGUGGUGCUAUCCGUCCGAUCGCAUAUGGCAAGUACUUAUCAGCCAAUACCAAUGGAACACAAUAGUGGCCUCUUUCGGGUAUUCGAGGACUAUCGCAAGGUCCGAGAGCAGAAGGAGAGUCUUACUACAAUGAUGGAGCAGACACUCAGAGACUGGAGGAAGGCCGAAGAACAUUGGGAUUACUCAAAAGAUCGCUACAGUGCGGAGAUACGGCGGCUCGAGUUACUCAUAGCUCGCGGAACGAGUGGUAUGACAGGACUCAUGCAGGCUCGUCAAGACAGUGUGGUGCGGCGUCAUAGGAAGACCGUCUCGCACGACAGUCUGCCGCCAAGUUACGAAUCGCUUUCGCAUGCCCAACUCGACCGAGAGAUCAAACUAAAGAGUCAGAGAGCGCUUUUAGGUCGACCAUUAUCACCCUCCGAGAAGAUGGUUGUCCUCUCCACGCAGUUCACCAUCGGCAGGACGGAGUUGCUAGUGGGCACUCCCCCUGAGAUCAACCAGAAGUUGACAUUGUCGCGAAAAGUCCAGAGCGAGCUCAACUUUGCCACUAUUCACAAAACAAAGCACUCACGGUCCUCUACUAGCUCUGUAACUUCUGGCUUCUCCGCAGGGUCUGGUGAUCCUUUACCUGACGAGAUGACGAUUCUUGAGCACACUGGAAUGGAGCUAGCAACCGAAUGUGAAGCUCUUGUCGCUCUUCGUGAGCUUGGCACACUUGUUGCAAGACGUCGAGGCCUAGAGAUCAGCAGCUUCAAUCACGGUCUCAUGAUGCUGUUCUCACAGACUAGACCAGCAGAGACGUUGGUAGGAUGCAUUGAAAGAGACGCACGACCAUCACGGCGAGGAAAAAGCCCCGAUAUUGGAAGGCAACAGUACUCUGAUCCAGGUCUUGCACCGCGGCAUACUUUGCGGAAGUUUCAGUCGCAGCCACAGCUCAGCACACCACAGAAACAUCGUCGACAGUUUUCUUUUGAGCCUGGGGCGGACCAGCUCGAAGCGCUCACGGAAGAGUUCGGGGCGCCUGAUGGGGAGACCAAUGAGAGCGGUUCUGACGAUUCAGGUACUCCUCUCCUGAUGCGUGCUGGACCCUCGGCGCUUGAUACACGAUCAAUUAGAUCUACUUCAUCGUCUCAAGCUCUGGGUGCAGACUUGGGCAAGCCGUCGAAGAUCCCCAGCCCUGUUCAAACAUUGGGUCGCAGUCGUCGAGAGGAUUCUGCCUCAAGCUUCCAGUCCAUCUACGCCAGACCUCAGGACAGUCGUCGCGAGUCUCGCUCCAGCGUUAUCACGGCGUUCCGCGAAAUUCCGAAUGGAAACAUCCGACCUGCACUCCAGAGCAGACACAAUUCGAUCAACAUCUUACGUGAUUCAGACUCCUCACAGGCAUCGAGAGAUCAAGCCGGUGAAAUGAGACCGCGCAACAGUACCAUGGCUGUCACAGCAGCAAGGGCAGCAAGUGAUGCAAGUCAGACAUCGUCGUUAUAG